AUGUGUUAUGGCACAAAUAUGCUAAAUGAAGUGCUUGUAAUUAGUUUUUUGGCAAUCUGCCCUUUGUUAAUUUCUGCCUAUGAGGCCCCUGAGGAUAAACAAGACAUCUUUGCAAGCAAGGCCUGUCCUGCAUUUCUUGUCUUUGAGAAUUUUGCCUUGCUAGUUGACAUGACAAUUGAACUGCCUUGUCACUGUAAGCCAGAGGAAGUUCACUCAGUGGUAUGGUACUAUCAAAAACAAAUUGGCUCCAUGAACACCAAGAUCCUGACAGACUUUGAAGGUACCAAAGUGCUGGAAUCUUCCAAAGUUGGCAGAGGAUCGGAUCUGCACAGGCGCUUUUCCAUCCGUUUGUUUAGCCUUCUCAUCUUCAGGGUUCAGAGAACUGACUCAGGGCACUAUAUAUGUGGCACAGCCUCUGGGGAAUUCUUCUAUGGCCACAAUGUUGAUGUCCAGCAGGUCCAUCAAGUUUUAUUUCCCUGGAACCUCAAUCAGAAUACACAAGCAGCAGAACCCAGCACUAUUAAAACCGAGCUGUUCCAGGUGUUCACCAGCUACAGAGCAUGGUCUAAUUGUGACCGCUGUGACAUCCAGGGGGAGCAGACCCGUGUGGGCCUUUGUUAUGUUAAAAGCAUCUACCUCCAUGUACGUUACCACCAUGAAUCGGACACAGUGGCUCCUUGUGGCUCCUCAGCUGUUCCCCAGAGCUUUGGACUUUCAAGCAGGAGUUUUGGAGCAAAGCUUGAGGUGAGGAACUGUCAUACUUCCUGCCCUCCAAAACCUAAAGUAACCCCAGAGAAACAAGCUCUGUUGAAGUUUCUUGAGUAUGAUAAUCGAGAUUCAGCAGAAGUUUCCAUCCACUUCCACAACCACCCUGUAGACUCUGAUCUGGUCUUGACCUGCCCUGGCGCCAAACCACAGUAUGCCGUGGCCUGGGAUAAAGGCUCAGUACCGCUUUAUCUCUCUCAAUAUAUGGAGGGACUGAAUAAGACUUCUCGUGUCUUCAUUGAUACAGGUCACCACCUACACUUCAGGCCAGUAUGGUUAGAGGAUAAAGGCUCAUAUUUCUGUUGGCUCCAAGGAAAGCUAGCAGCAGAGAUCAGACUGGGAGUAUAUCUGCGCUUGGGUCGCUUGCGCCAAAUCUAUGACCCAGAGUCUGCGUAUGCCCUUCAAGCAAUACUUGUUUGCUACAUUUGUAUUUCUGUUCUGUUUCUCCUCACUGUGUUAGCAAGAUUUGUUUGGCAGUUCAUCAAUGAAGAAAAGACUGCAGAUAUGAACAGAACUUAAAUUUGUUGUAGUUUAACCAAUGCAUGAUUACUGUUAAAUGCAAGAUGAAAAGGGAAUAAAUAUACU
Messenger RNA from Xyrauchen texanus (razorback sucker), 1350 nucleotides. Its product is annotated as Ig-like V-type domain-containing protein FAM187A. The transcript has a single exon. Bases 1 to 1284 code for a protein of 427 amino acids. The record is from RefSeq and is a predicted model, not a curated record. NCBI's taxonomy places the organism in Eukaryota, Metazoa, Chordata, Actinopteri, Cypriniformes, Catostomidae.